Spea bombifrons (plains spadefoot toad) is the source of this 2044-nucleotide messenger RNA. It is a transcript of the gene TMEM209, whose product is annotated as transmembrane protein 209. The record is from RefSeq and is a predicted model, not a curated record. Lineage: Eukaryota; Metazoa; Chordata; Amphibia; Anura; Pelobatidae. Gene Ontology annotation, cellular component: membrane. The transcript is spliced from 15 exons. The coding region runs from base 163 to 1860 and encodes 565 amino acids.
GAAAGCCGUUGGCGCGUGUCUAGACCGGACGUGAAUUGAGGCUGGGGAUAUUGGGGGCCACAGAAAAGCAGAAACUGCCUCACAGGGCUCGGCAAUGGUAGAGUUACUAUAACCUUUAAGUAAUUUCCCUGUCACUGCGUUUUAUUUCAUCUGUGGCCAGAAAUGAAGUCAGAAGAGCAGAAUCCUAACAUGUCCUUCAUUGAUCAAACCAUCAAGAUGAGGAAAGAAGCAAAUGACAAGAGAGUGAUUUUGGCCUGGGGUCUGCUGAAUGUGUCAUUGGCAGGGAUGGUUUACUCAGAAAUGACUGGUAAAAUGAUAAGUACGUACUAUAACAUUCCAGACUGGCCCUUAUGGUAUAUUGAAUUAGCCUUUGCAUUUCUCUUUAGUAUAAAUGCACUGUUUGAUUUUUGGCGAUAUUUCAAAUACACAAUGACUUCACCAAGCCUUGCUCUGAGUCCAUUUCAGCAAAAGCUUCUUGGAGUACCAAACACCUGUGUACAAUCCACUCCUCCUCAAGAUGUUGUAAAAAGCAAUGUUUCAACGUCUACUCCGUCACCCAGUAUGCAAGGGCAGAGCGUGUUGAGCUAUAGUCCAUCCAGGUCACCCAGUGCCAGUCCAAAGUUCUCCAGCAGCUGCAUGAGUGGAUACAGCCCUCAAAUGCAGGCCUUAUUACCAAGCAGUGGGAGUUCUUUUAAUUCAGCUAUAGCGUAUUCGCCAAGCAGCAGCUUCUCUAAGAUGCAAAGUUUCAGUCCGACUCCUGGUUCACCACAGUAUCCAAGCAGUCUUGGCCCAGUGGAUAGUAGUGGGCUGAGGUCUCGAUACCGUUCUUCACCAUCUGCCUACAGCUCACCUACAAGACAGGAUGACUAUAUGACAGAUCUUAAGAUACUGGGCACGUUUCUACGAAUUGAAGAGGAAAAGCUGCAGCGCACUCAGAUAGGGAGUCCUGAUUCUACUUCACCAGCAAACAGUCCAACAUUUUGGAAUUACAGUCGGUCUAUAGGGGAUUAUGCACACACACUCAGGAAGUUCCAGUACCAGCUGGCCUGCCGUUCCCAGGCUCCAUCAGCCCACAAGGAUGAAGUAGACCUAAGCUCCAAACAAGCAGCAGAAGAGGUUUGGGCGAGAGUCACAAUGAAUCGGCAGCUGUUGGAGCACAUGGAUUCGUGGACUGCAAAAUUCCGAAAUUGGGUUAAUGAAACUAUUUUAGUUCCUUUGGUUCAAGAGAUGGAAUCCGUGAACAUACAAAUGAGAAGACUAGGUUGCCCAGAGUUGCAAAUCGGAGAAUCUAGCAUCGGCAGUUUGAAGCAAGCAGCUCUUUUAAAAGCUCCACUUAUUCCCUCAUUUAAUAUCAUUGUGCAAUAUCUGGACAUCACUCCAAAUCAAGAGUACCUCUUUGAACGCAUUAAAGAACUGUCCCAUGGAGGGUGUAUGAGCGCCUUUCGAUGGAAUUCAGGAGGAGACUUUAAAGGUCGUAAAUGGGACACGGAUCUUCCCACUGACUCAGCGAUCAUCAUGCAUAUGUUCUGCACAUACCUAGAUUCCAGGUUGCCUCCUCAUCCCAAGUAUCCUGAUGGAAAAACCUUCACUUCACAGCAUUUUGUCCAGACACCUGAUAAGCCAGAUACCUCAAAGGAAAAUGUGUUUUGCAUCUAUCAGAGCAGCGUCACUCCUCCGCAUUACGAGCUAGUGUAUCUAAAGCACAUUUACAACUUGCCAAAGGGAAGAAACAACCUCUUCCAUACCUUACUAAUGUUCCUGUACAUCAUAAAGACUAAAGAAUCCGGGAUGCUUGGGAGAGUCAAUCUUGGUUUAUCGGGAGUAAACAUUUUAUGGAUAUUUGGUGAAUACGGACAAUAGACGUACCUGACAUUUGGUUGAGAAUAGAUGAAAAAUUAUUUGCCCCCUCCACUAAAGUGGAGUUUUGGUUUUGUCCUUGUGUACAAUUUUUUUUUUUCUUCUUAAUGUGGGAGAUCUGGAGAGACAUUUUGGGAGAAAUACAUGUUUCUCAUGAGUAGUUUUAAAGACUUUUUCUAAUUUCAAA